UAGUGGUUAGCAUAGCUGCCUUCCAAGCAGUUGACCCGGGUUCGAUUCCCGGCCAACGCAAUGCUUUUAAAGUUUUUUUUUUCCAUCUUUCAUCACAGUUUAGUCACCUCUGCAUGUUGUAUUCAGUUCUAGUAAUUAAAGUACUUGGCAUUUAUCCAUGGCCUUUAGAUUUUUUUAAGUUUAAGAACUUGGACCAUACAAAAUGUUGAAAACAUAACUUCUUAAAAAUUGUUAUGAUUGAAUUUUUUGACGAGGAUAUGCUUUACAGUUCUGUUCUUGGAGCUGCAAUUUCAUUUUGUUACUCUGCUUGCUGCUGUUAAUCCUGCUUACCUUCUUUUUCCUUUCGUUGCCAUGGAUAUACUAUUUCUAUGGCAACUGCAUGCCUUUGUGGAUGGCCUCAGGCCCCCUCCGUAGAAGACUCUCUGAACCUUUCAUUACACUUUUACUUAAAGCUCAUAGACAAAUCAUACAAGUCACACAUGGUUUUACUCCAUCUUUCAUUCUGGCCUUUUAGUUUUCCUUCUGAACUUUUUUUUUUUCUUUUGUCUUUUGCCAGUCGUGCAACUGGCAUUCAGUCAUUAACUCCAAAUAGCACAGCUGCUUUGAGAGUUGUUUUUUAUUCCUCGGUAAAUUACACCCCAGGAUCUCACUUUGUGAAUCAUGACACUUGAUGCCACUGUAGAAAGCUGAUCAGAUUUGUAUGACUCGUUAGCCAUGCAAGUCAAGACCUCAAGCUUUCUAAUCUUCAACGGUAACAGAAACCAGAGCUCCACUUCAAAGAUACAUGAGAAGUCCUUGGAAACAGAAAAUAGAGAUGCUUCACCAGAAGAAAGUGAUCAAUGUAAGAGAGAGUGAAUGAUGGGAAGGGAGUGAAGCUUCAGGGAAUGACAGUGCUCUUCCCAGCGGCACUGCAGGCUUCCAUCUGUCUGUGCAUGGCAGGUGGGGCUCUCCACCUGCUGAAUGAACCCUGUCAGUGUUGGGGGGUACCAUGGGCUACGGGUGGGCUCGUCUCUGCUCAGCAUUGUGGCUGGCUGCAUUAUUAUCGGCGUGUCCCGGGAGUGUGAUGCUGAUGCUGUGGGUGGAAUAUUCCUGGGAGCCGGAGGCCUUGGGCUGCUCAUAUCAGUCUAUCCCUUCAUAAAAGCCUGGCUGAACAUCAACAACAUUCUCCCAUACUUUGGAAACUUCAGAGUUCACCCCACAGCAGUCACUCCAGCUCCUGAUUUACCGGCCGAAACUCUGAGACGAGAAGGAACUCAAGUCCAGCUGGAACGUUCAAAGAGUCGCAUGGGAACCUUCGUGGAGGGUGGGCCAAUACCUGGGAACAGUCCUGAUGAGGGGGCUUCUUCAGACAUGCCAGAUGUCCUAGCGAGACGGAAACUGAAGCAAACAUCUUCCGACCAAGACCUGCCAUGAUCUCAUCAGUUGGGACGUCAGACCAAAGUGACAUUUAGACCCACUUGCUUUCCAGUUGCUGUGUGAGCUGAACUGUUGAGAACUCCUUCAAGUUCUGUUGUCUAAUAAAUCCACUGAGAUUAAAUUA
Molecule: messenger RNA, 1540 nt
Organism: Oryzias latipes (Japanese medaka)
Lineage: Eukaryota; Metazoa; Chordata; Actinopteri; Beloniformes; Adrianichthyidae
Gene: kncn
Product: kinocilin
Source: RefSeq, a predicted model, not a curated record